AUGCCAACCCCUCGCCUCUUCCUUGCCCGCCACGGCGAAACCGCCUGGACCCUAACCGGCCAGCACACCGGCGUAAGCGAGAUACCAUUAACCCCCCACGGCGAAACCCAAGUUACCCUCUCCUCCGCCGCCCUAAUCGGCCCCUCGAAGCACAUCGACCCCGCAAACCUUACGAAAAUAUACAUCUCCCCGCGGAUCCGCGCGCGGCGCACGGCCGAAUUGCUCAUUCCGGAUACCCGGGCUACGGAGGUGAUUUUCGACGAGCGGGUGAGGGAAUGGGGCUAUGGACGGUAUGAGGGCUUGAGGCCGAAGGAGAUACUGGCGGACCGGAGGAGGAGAGGGUUGGUUGUUGAGGGGUUUAGUAUUUGGAAGGAUGGGUGCGAGGACUCGGUGGAUGGGUUUGGGAUUGGGAAGGGGGAGAGUCCCAAGGGGAUUGAAGCGAGGAUUGAUGAGAUUAUUAAGGAGAUCCGUGGUAUUCAGGGAGGUGGGAUAGAGGCGGGGAGGGGGGACGUGGACAUCUUGAUUGUUUCUCAUGGUCACUAUUUGAGGGCCUUCACGAAGCGCUGGCUUGGAUUCUCGUUGGAUUUUCCCUUGACUAUGGUUCUUGAGCCUGGUGGAAUUGCCACACUUACUUAUGCACACAACAACGUCAACGAGCCCGCACUCCUCCUUGGCGGCACCUUCAGACCCGGGGAAUAAAAUCGUCAAGGAUAUGAUAUAGAUCUGUCGUCGAGCUCCUGGUUCAUUAUAUAGACUCUAGAUAGCACGGUUUAUACCUGAAUUAUACCAUUAUACA
Messenger RNA from Tuber melanosporum (Perigord truffle), 796 nucleotides. RefSeq lists its product as uncharacterized. The transcript is spliced from 3 exons. Lineage: Eukaryota; Fungi; Ascomycota; Pezizomycetes; Pezizales; Tuberaceae. The record is from RefSeq and is a predicted model, not a curated record. Gene Ontology annotation, molecular function: sedoheptulose-bisphosphatase activity. Bases 1 to 699 code for a protein of 232 amino acids. Gene Ontology annotation, biological process: ribose phosphate biosynthetic process.